Molecule: messenger RNA, 291 nt
Organism: Sugiyamaella lignohabitans
Lineage: Eukaryota; Fungi; Ascomycota; Dipodascomycetes; Dipodascales; Trichomonascaceae
Exons: 1
Coding region: 1-291 (96 amino acids)
Source: RefSeq, a predicted model, not a curated record
AUGAUAUCAGUCUCGGGGUUCUUACAAGCAGAACACAAGACAAACUUGGCAAUAAAUACAUCCAGGAGAUCCUGGAGCUUAGGAGCAUCGUGGGCUCCAUUGACAAUGUAUCUGUCCGAGGCUUCAGAAAUCGAUGUUUGGGCACCCAAUUCAAAACCAAAGAACUUGAUCACGUAUGAAGGAGGUCGCGACAAUGCUCUAGCCACAUCCGAAGUGUUGACCACGGCUGUACGAAUACCGUUACCUCUGCCCUCGAUCUUGGAAAUCAGCAGAGGCAUCUUGUACCGGUAA